UUCAACUUUGAACACGUUCUCUCUUCAUUCUUCUUCCAUUUUUCCAAUCGUUUGCAUUUUCAAUUGUGAAAAUGAUAUUGUCGAGAGUUGCUAAGGGAGUUGUUAAGGGAGCUGCCACGAAGCUCGAACAGAGACCAGCUGAAGCACCACAGAGUUUACCGGACAUAGUGUUCACGUUAGCAGAAGCCAUAAGGUUUUUUUAUUCAGAGACCUUGGGAAAAUGGCAUCUCUUGGAUUUGCCAAGAGCCAUUCUUUUUUCUAUCAUGGACAAGAGUAAGAAAACAGUUCCAAUGGAAUGUGGAGUAAGAAGUGACUGUGUUCAACUGAAAGACCCCGAACUGUUAAAGGAGUUGUAUGAGCUCAAAAAAUGCUUGACUCGAACCAUGCUUUUCAGCAAGAAAAGCUUUCGUGUUUUUCUAUUCGCUGCUGGAUUUUCCAAGGAGGACGUUCUCUUCCGGAAGAAAAGAGCUAGGCUUCUAAAGCCUGCAUUCACAGUUAUACGUGAUAAAGAAUCAAACUGUUUGUUUGUGUUCAUACGUGGAACUCAAAGCAUAAGAGAUACCCUGACAGAUGCAAUCGGUGCUCCAGUGUCCUUCAGUCCCUACAUUUACAUAGAUGGUGAGCUAAAAAAGAACAUGGUUUCAGGACAUGGACACCGUGGUAUGGUUGCUGCAGCUGGUUGGAUCAAAAAGCACUGCACUCCUAUACUUCUUGAUGAACUUAGAAAAAACAAGGAUUACCAAAUCAAGGUCGUUGGGCACUCGCUUGGUGGUGGUACUGCUGCACUGUUGACAUAUAUGCUUAGAGAAGUAAAGCAGUUCUCUUCAUGCACUUGUGUGACCUUUGGCCCAGCUGCUUCUGUGUCAUCGGAAUUAUCGGAAUUCGGGAAGGCCUUUAUCAUUUCCGUUAUAAACGAUUUAGACGUAGUGCCUACUUUGUCAGCAUAUUCUGUUGAUGGUUUCAUUCGUGAGGGUAAGGUUAAGCACGAAAACAUACUAAGUAAAGCACAUAGCUCUAUAACUGCAAUUGGAUCUCACUUACCAUUUGCAUCUAGUGUUAAAGCCCUUUCAGAUCAUGCAGUAUCCCUUGGCUCCAAGGUUGUCAAGAAGCAUAAACAAAGAACUCGGUCAUUGUUUUCCUUGCCCCAAAAACUUGUCAAUGUUGGCACAUUCUCAAGCUCUAAAUCAGAUAACUUGGCUGAAGCUUCUCGAUCAUCCGAGAGAAGUUAUGAAGAGAUAAUAAUGUCAGAGUCUACGUCUGAUGAGGAUAACUCUAAUUUCUCUGAUGAAGGUGAUGACAAUGAUGAAUUAGAUGAAGAGGAAAAAAAUUUAUAUGCUUUCCAGAACAUCGUUACUUCCACUGCCUCUCAAGAAGAAUUGUUGAGUCAAUUGGAGAAACUUGAGCUGCAGAAACAGGAAAAUAUCCGUAAGGAAAAAGAGGUCAUAACCAAAGACAUCACUGAAGAAGAAACCAUUGAGGUUUUCCAUACUGAAGAAAGAGGUGCUGUAACGACAACAUCAGACGACAUGGAUAUACAUCCUCUUUAUCCUCCAGGCAGGAUCAUGCAUAUUGUUCCUGAAAAUUCUGAUCCAAAAAACUAUGAUUCUGAUCAGAAAUACCUCUACUUAUAUGAAACGCCUAAACAACUCUAUGAAAAACUUAGGGUUUCAAGAAGGAUGAUAUUUGAUCAUAUGACAAACAAGUAUCUACAGAUGUUACAGAAGCUGAUCAAUCAACUAGAGGAGGAACAUUUGAAAAAGCGUGGAUGAGAGCCAAACAAUAACAAAUGGAAAAAAAACAUUAGGUCUCCUGGUUGGCUCCUUAUAUCUAAAGUUGGGUCUUUUAUUGCCAUGUUUAUUGUGUAAUAAAUUGUAAUUUAAAAGUAUGCUUUGAUAUGUUAGGUUGAAAUGGUUUGCUUAAUUUUCCUGAAGUUUGUAAUUGUUGAGAAGUCUUAUGAAUGAUAGUUUCUGGUUUUACUUUAA
Molecule: messenger RNA, 1982 nt
Organism: Vigna angularis (adzuki bean)
Lineage: Eukaryota; Viridiplantae; Streptophyta; Magnoliopsida; Fabales; Fabaceae
Exons: 7
Coding region: 72-1769 (565 amino acids)
Biological process (GO): lipid metabolic process
Source: RefSeq, a predicted model, not a curated record